Messenger RNA from Helianthus annuus (common sunflower), 2645 nucleotides. Its product is annotated as cyclic nucleotide-gated ion channel 17. Gene Ontology annotation, cellular component: membrane. Gene Ontology annotation, molecular function: monoatomic ion channel activity. The coding region runs from base 204 to 2411 and encodes 735 amino acids. The transcript has 6 exons. The record is from RefSeq and is a predicted model, not a curated record. NCBI's taxonomy places the organism in Eukaryota, Viridiplantae, Streptophyta, Magnoliopsida, Asterales, Asteraceae. Gene Ontology annotation, biological process: transmembrane transport; monoatomic ion transport.
ACCCAAUAAUUGCGGUGUGUUCUCAUUGAUUCACUUUCACUCUUUUUUAUUUUUCUGCUUUAAUUUCCCCUCAAAACCCACAAGUUUGUGAGCUUUUAGGGUUUCUUUGUCAACUAUUUUGUGUCGAUACAUGUAUGUAUGUAUGUAUUGAUCGCCUUUGAGUGUGUUAUCAACGUACAAUCUUCACCAAUCUGUGAGCUUUCAUGGAUGUAAACAAGGAGAAGCUUGUCAGGUUCUAUGCUGACGGCAAGCAAAAGAGCGAUUUCGUGUGGGGAAGAACCGAGCCGUUACACCUUGAAAAGUCGGCGUCUGGGUACAAUUUCGGGUUACCAGCUAAGGGAAAACACAAUGGGCCCACUAACUCUAAACAAGGAACUUGUAACCUGUUCCCUGAGGAUCAUGAACCGUGGCAGAAACGGAUACUUGACCCGGGUAGUGAAAUUGUAUUGCAGUGGAACCGCGUGUUCAUUGUUUCGUGCUUGGUGGCGCUAUUUAUAGACCCGCUGUAUUUUUACUUACCUGGUGUGAGAGUAGAUCAAGAUUCAUGGUGUGUUAAAACGGACUUGAAUUUGAGGAUAACCGUGACCGCUUUUCGCACGUUAGCGGAUUUGUUCUACUUGUUACAUGUUGUGAUUAAAUUCAGAACGGCGUAUGUUGCCCCUAGCUCACGCGUUUUUGGGCGGGGUGAGCUUGUUAUGGAUCCUAAGAAGAUUUCGAGAAGGUAUAUUAGAACCGAUUUCUUCGUUGAUCUAAUUGCAACACUUCCGCUCCCUCAGAUUGUUAUAUGGUUUGUGAUACCUGCAACUAGGAGCUCACGGGCCAAUCACAAUAACAAUGCACUCGCGUUAAUUGUUUUGUUACAAUAUAUUCCAAGAUUAUAUCUGAUUUUUCCGUUAAGUUCGGAACUGGUGAAAGCGACAGGAGUUGUAACAAAAACCGCUUGGGCGGGGGCUGCAUAUAACUUAAUGUUGUAUAUGAUAGCUAGUCAUGUAUUGGGUGCAGCUUGGUAUUUGCUAUCAAUUGAUCGACACAUGUCGUGCUGGAAAUCUAUAUGCAAAACCGAAAAGCUUUGUAAAUCUAGCUUUCUCGAUUGCAGCACCAUCAAUCAUAUCGAUCGCCAAAACUGGGCGAAUGUUACAACUGCAUUCAAGAAGUGUACCGCUGAUGAUAAUAGCUCGCCUUACAAUUUCAAAUACGGAAUAUUCGAAAGUGCGGUGCAGAAGAAUGUGAUAUCCUCGAGUUUCUUUCACAAAUACUUCUAUUGUUUGUGGUGGGGAUUACAACAACUAAGUUCAUACGGGCAAAAUUUGUCAACAAGCACGUUUAUAGGGGAGACAACGUUUGCCAUACUAAUUGCCAUUGUCGGUCUCGUUUUGUUUGCUCACUUGAUUGGCAACAUGCAGACUUACCUGCAAUCAUUAACAAUGAGACUCGAAGAAUGGAGGCUUAGAAGACGAGACACCGAGGAAUGGAUGAGACACCGUCAACUCCCCGAAGAUUUAAGAAAACGCGUUCGACGUUUCGUACAAUACAAAUGGGUCGCAACUCGCGGGGUCCACGAAGAAGCGAUCCUUCAUGGGUUACCCGCGGAUCUCCGUCGCGAUAUCCAACGUCACCUGUGCUUGGAUCUUGUUAGGCGGGUCCCGUUCUUCUCACAAAUGGAUGAUCAGUUGCUAGACGCAAUAUGCGAACGUUUGGUUUCUUCUUUAAGCACGGAAGGUGCUUACAUGGUUCGUGAAGGAGACCCUGUGACGGAAAUGUUUUUCAUAAUCAGAGGUAGGCUCGAGAGUUCCACAACGAACGGGGGUCGAACGGGAUUUUUUAAUUCUAUAAUAAUGAGGCCCGGUGACUUUUGCGGUGAAGAGCUUUUAGCAUGGGCGUUACAUCCAAAGUCAACGGUUAACUUACCAUCGUCAACUCGAACCGUUAGAUCACUGACGGAAGUCGAAGCUUUUGCGUUACGUGCCGAAGAUUUGAAAUUUGUCGCGAAUCAGUUCCGAAGACUUCAUAGCAAGAAACUGCAGCAUACUUUUCGGCACUAUUCGCAUCAUUGGAGAACAUGGGCUGCUUGCUUUAUACAGGCCGCUUGGAGACGACAUAAACGAAGAACGAUGGCGAGGUAUUUGUCAACGAUGGAGUCGUUCGUUAGUCACGACGAUGAACAAGAACAGGAUGAAGAACAAGCUGAAGAAGAUGAUCAAGAACAUGAACAUGAACAUGAACAAGGUCAUAGUCAAGAUCAUGAUCCAACGGCCCAGGUGAAGUCAAACCUCGGGGUGACGAUAUUGGCGUCGAGAUUUGCGGCAAACACAAGAAGAGGAAUUGCUCAGAGGCUUAAAAGUGGAGGUGGGAUGCCUAAGUUGCAGAAGCCUGAUGAACCUGACUUUUCUGUUGACCCUGAUAUCAAUUAGUUGACUUUUAUGGGGUCAACAAGAGGAUACAUAUAUAGUUGCCAUGACACAUCCACCACAACUUGGUGAGCUGAAUUUGAAUUUACAUAGAUUUUGGUUUAGAUUUUAAAAUUGUAGUUUUUUUGGGUUGUGGCUGAUGCAACCCUGAUCAAGUUUGAUGCUGUAUUUACAAAUGUUGGAAACACUAGUAGGUUUUAUAUUUAUAUCUAUAUUUAAAUAUUGGGUUCUUUGGUU